CAUGAAUGUCAGCUGAUAUACACUGCCUGACCAACAUGGUGGACACAGAAAGCCUGCUUUGUCCCCUCAAUCCCUUAGAGGAGGAGGAUCUUGGAAGCCCUUUAUCUGGAGAAUUUUUACAAGACAUGGAGAGCAUAAAGGAACUCUCUCAGUCCAUCAGCGGGGAUAGCUCAGGAGCAUUGAGCAUUACGGAUUUCCAGUCUUUGGGAAGUGGGCCUGGAUCCGAUGGAUCAAUCAUUACAGAUUCUCUUUCACCAGCAUCAAGUCCUUCAUCUGUGAAUCUUGUAACGGCUCCCGGUAGCAAAGACGAGCCGCCUGGUGCAACGUUGAACAUCGAAUGUCGAAUAUGUGGAGAUAAAGCUUCCGGAUACCACUAUGGAGUACAUGCUUGUGAAGGUUGUAAGGGCUUCUUUAGGCGGACAAUCAGACUCAAGCUAGUCUAUGACAAAUGUGACCGCCACUGCAAAAUUCAGAAAAAAAAUCGUAACAAGUGCCAAUAUUGUCGUUUUCAAAAGUGCCUUUCCGUCGGAAUGUCUCAUAAUGCCAUCCGGUUUGGUCGUAUGCCAAGAUCAGAGAAAGCAAAACUGAAGGCUGAAGUCCUGACAGGUGAUCACUGUGUGGAAAAUCCUGAAAUGGCAGAUCUUAAAUCACUUACCAAGAGAAUUUACGAAGCCUAUUUGAAGAACUUUAAUAUGAACAAGGUGAAAGCCAGACUCAUCCUUGCCGGGAAAGCCAGUAACAAUCCACCGUUUGUUAUACAUGACAUGGAUACGUUAUGUAUGGCGGAGAAGACACUGGUGGCGAAGCUGGUGGCCAACGGAAUCCAGAACAAGGAGGCCGAGGUUCGAAUCUUCCACUGCUGCCAGUGCACCUCGGUCGAGGCUGUAACAGAACUUACCGAAUUUGCCAAAUCUAUUCCUGGCUUCUCGAGCCUAGACUUGAACGAUCAGGUGACACUGUUAAAAUAUGGGGUGUAUGAAGCCAUUUUUGCCAUGUUAGCUUCCGUAAUGAACAAAGACGGGAUGCUAGUAGCCUACGGAAAUGGUUUCAUAACGCGAGAAUUCCUCAAAAGUUUAAGGAAGCCGUUUUGCGACAUCAUGGAGCCGAAGUUUAAAUUCGCGAUGAAAUUCAACGCAAUGGAACUAGAUGACAGCGACAUCUCCCUUUUCGUGGCUGCUAUAAUUUGUUGUGGAGAUCGCCCGGGCCUUGUAAACAUAGGACACAUCGAAAAGAUGCAGGAGAGCAUUGUGCAUGUACUGAAACUUCACUUGCAAAGCAACCACCCUGACGACAUCUUCCUUUUCCCAAAACUCCUGCAGAAAAUGGCAGACCUCCGACAACUUGUCACGGAACAUGCUCAGCUUGUUCAGAUAAUCAAAAAGACUGAAUCUGAUGCGCAUUUACAUCCUUUGCUGCAAGAAAUCUACAAGGAUAUGUAUUAAGGCCUUGGGGGAUUGGUGCGAUAACAAAAGGACAUUAGCAAUAUCGAUAAGAUGGGAACAAACGACUUUGCACAAUGAUCUCUGCUGUGCUUUGAUUUCGAAUCAUGAGUGAAGCUAAAACGGAGUUUAACUGGAAUUUCUCUGGCCAGGGUUAUUUUUGUACUUCGGAUAGAUUUGUCGUGCGUACAAAUAUGGCAAUAAUCCGGGCUGACUGAAAAUGUGGGCAGCAGUGGGUAAUCGGUUCUGCUGGAUCUGAACUCUGCUGAUGCAGUGGUUUUCAACCUCUCCAGAUGGGACCCGCUAAGCAGCUACAAAAGCGUGAGAGAAGUCACAUGGCAUGACAUCAAUGUGGACAUGUCAUCAGUCACAUGAUAGGAAGAGCCAAAGUGAUGACCUCACCGAGGCCAGGCCGUAGGUAGCGGAUCAAGAAAGCUUUUUCUCAGCUUGUAUUUCCAUCCGGAAGAGAUAGUGAGCGUAGGUGUCUUUUUCAGAGAGACACACAUGUACCACCCCAAACACUAUCGCUGGCCUUCUCUCCCCCGUCCCCUGUCCCCACCAGUUCUCUGAUUCUGGCAUGGACCCUUCACAGGGAGGAGCUACUGCAGAACAUUAGAGGAGCCACGUUUAGAGUGGCGUGGGCAACAGAGACAAAAGGCAGGAGACAUUUUUGUAAGAAGAGGGGGUGGCUCUUGAAUCUGCCUCGACUAAAAACGAAUUCUGACCAUCAGAUGCCCUCUUGGCAUGCAUCCAAGGACAGGCAGUCGAUUCUUCCAUAACUCUGCAAAAAAAUAAGCUAAAGCUGCUCCGUAGGGCCUGAUGACCCAGCCGAUGGGGCCUCAUGAGGCACUUGAGGGUCCUGAUCCAAGGGGUUGAAGACCACUGUACUAAUAAGGAGUUUUGAAGUUUCUCACACUUCAGCUCUUCAUUGUUACUACUGUAGGAAGGCUAGCAGUCCUGACUGUUCCUGUAGCUGUGGCAUCCCAGGUUGCAUUGCAAACUACAUUUGAUACUUGCUCAAAAGUGGAUCUGGCAUGAUAGAGGACGGAGGAUGCUUCAGAAUUCAAAUGUGCCACAGGUCACAACCCAUUCUCUAGGUGCAUCUAGAGUAACUUUUUGGGUCUUGGCUCCUAUCGCAAACUGAAACCUAUGCAGUUGACGCUAAACCAAGUGUUCACAGAUUCUGUUUUUUAAGCUCUUCAUCAUGGCUUGUGCUGUUACCUAAGACAUACCUGUGCUGUCUUUAUCUAUGAAGUGGCUUAAUAGUCAUACUCGCCCCCUGGUGACCCCCAGGAACUAAUUCUGUCAGAGUGCCCAUGAAUUUCUAGCAAAGUUCUCUGCUCCUUCACUGUACUACAACUCCCAAGAUACUUUGGGAGAGAUAUGGCCUUUAAGUGGGCGUGAACUUUAAAACGUAGGCUUGCCGGCGGAUCUCCUCGUGCCAGAUUCAUGCACUCUCCCCGUACAGACGAUUUCCCCCCCCCCCCAAGGGCUACAUCAUGCAUUCUUAAGAGACCCCUGGAGUAUAGCCACUGAUGCUAUAAUAUUUGAAGUGGCUAUAUUUUGGCUGUGUGUGCGCGUUUAGUGUAUAUUACUGUUAUAAACCAGGGUGUUUUUUUUAAAAAAAGCAGACAAAACAAGUAGUUUUUUUCAAAUGGUACUGUUCUAGGAGGUGUACAUUUAGCAGAAUGUGUGCAUUCAAAUCUUUCUUUGUUCUGUACCUUUAUGGCUAACCGUCUGAUGUGAGUGGAUAACAAUUCUGAAAAGGAUUGUGAAACUUUUAUUUAUUUUGUGAUGCAUUUUACAGAAUCACGGUUCACAACUGUAAAUCAAUAUUGAUUGGGCGGGGGGGGGGGGCAGAAUCCCUUCAGUUGAUGAUAAGUAUUCAGGUUUAAUCUUUCAUGGUCUUUCAGUAAGAUAUGUGUGUGUCGCAGGGAGCAGGGGCAUUUGUUUAAAUAAUGAAAAGUGGGGAGGGGAAUUACAAGAUUGUUCUCCCCCCCCAUAAAUCUAUGUGCCUUCUUGAUUGAUUGACUAAGUGAUCAGUUGAUCGAUUUAGAAAAUAACCUCUGCAUACCAAAAAUAAAUAAAUAACCAGGUUUGUCUAAAGUCCCCAGAAGGAUUUGAUAGGUCAAAAGCUUUCCGUUGGUAUAAUGUGAUUCAGACAAUUAACCUGUGCCUAGAGAUGGUAGCUGAGGAUGAUUUCUCAAGAUACUGAGAAAACUAUUUUCCUGGAGAAUUGAUCUCUGGACUUGCAGAUCGAGGGGAGAAGCUAUGUUUUUUCACCCACUUCAUACCACAUUUGUUUUUGCAGAUGUCGACAUUCUGUUGGUUUCUAAUUGACCAGGAGUACUUCUGGUGCUUCUCUGUCUCGCAUGCCCUUCUCUGCAGUGCGUUUGUUUGUAGUCCAAAAUAACUUAGAAUGCACUCUGCAGGGUGUCCCCCGCCCCCCACUUUGGUUUGUCUGUUCAUCCAGUAUAGGUAUUUCACCAUUCUUAGCUGCAACUUGUGAAGUGCAAAUGCAGAAAGAACUCUAAGAGCUUGUAGGAACUUCAGCAAUAGACUAGCGUGCAGGAGUGUCCAACUCUGGCACUUCAGAUGUUCACGGACUACAAUUCCCAUCAGCCCCUGCUAGCAUGGCCCAGUGACGAAGGGAGGGGGAACU
Sphaerodactylus townsendi is the source of this 4101-nucleotide messenger RNA. It is a transcript of the gene PPARA, whose product is annotated as peroxisome proliferator activated receptor alpha. Gene Ontology annotation, cellular component: nucleus. Gene Ontology annotation, biological process: negative regulation of inflammatory response; positive regulation of transcription by RNA polymerase II; regulation of lipid metabolic process. The coding region runs from base 6 to 1442 and encodes 478 amino acids. The transcript has 6 exons. The record is from RefSeq and is a predicted model, not a curated record. NCBI's taxonomy places the organism in Eukaryota, Metazoa, Chordata, Lepidosauria, Squamata, Sphaerodactylidae. Gene Ontology annotation, molecular function: nuclear receptor activity; zinc ion binding; RNA polymerase II cis-regulatory region sequence-specific DNA binding.